AUGGUCGAACGAUUCUGGGGUGGCAACGAGUACUGGAAGAGGGGCGAUGGCGAAAAACAGUGGCCCCGGGACAAGAUCACCGACGUCCAGCUCAACUACCUCCUUGAUGAACUGCGAUAUGGCGCGAGCCAGUACGACGACGAAACUGAUAUCUUUGCGACGGCGAUCCAUAAGGUGUACGAGUCGCGAUCUCUGAUACCCGCCGAUGUCAAGGCAUCCCUCGAGCUCCUUUAA
Molecule: messenger RNA, 234 nt
Organism: Dichomitus squalens LYAD-421 SS1
Lineage: Eukaryota; Fungi; Basidiomycota; Agaricomycetes; Polyporales; Polyporaceae
Exons: 2
Coding region: 1-234 (77 amino acids)
Source: RefSeq, a predicted model, not a curated record